UAAAAAUAAAUGAUACAAUCAUGCAUGUUUAUACAUAGGUGGAGAUGUUAUAAGUUUUUUUUUUGGUCAACAAGGUGGAAGUAUUUAUUUGUAAUUAUAUGAUAUUUACACACAAAAAUCGUUUACUUGGCGUUUUUGUUUGUGUGUAAUUUGUCAACUAUAGGGACGAUCGUGAAGUUACGUUGUUGUUGGUGGUGUUUAGGAGGAGUGACCUACACGUCUUUAAUUUUUUUUUUUUUUGAGAUAAAGAACUUUUUAAGAAAUUUGAGCAGAAAAGGACCAAUAAUCUUUAACGGUGACUGAUGAUAAAAACGUCCGCCGAUGUGUACGGAACGUUGGACGGAGUUAGGACUUAGGGUUGAUGUCAUCUGGCUUUAUCUCUCGUCCUACUUCAUACCAUUUGAUUUGUGGUGUCCGAAGGUUUUGACUUUUAAGAAACCAGUCAACCAAUUGGAGUGGUCUACAUGAUUUUUAGCAUUGGAAAUUUUUGAGAAAUACUUUUGUUGGGGUGCAUUUUUUAAAAAUGUUCCCUUUAGUUGUUUAUUUUCAAAAAUAUCUCUUAUUAAAUCUAAAAAGUUUUCUAAAAUUUUAUAAAGUUUAUAAGGUUUAUAAGGUACUUCCAUAUGGUAACACUACUACUACGACAAAAAUGUAACCUUUUAUGCAAGACUGCAACAUACAAAAAACUUAAAUACCUUUAAAAAUUUAACACAUAACGAACGGUACGUACGUCGGUUCAAGUCAAUUUCUGAAUUUGUUUUUAAAAAUCCGAAUUGAAAAGUAUAAUAAACAAAGAAAAUCAAAUUAUACGUGUAUAGAUAUGUUCAAACAAAGGCAAUGGUGUUUCCGUAAAUAAAACCAAUUAAGGGAAUGUCCACUUCUAAAUAAUUUCCUUGAGUUAUAAUAACUUAAUAAGAGGCUAAAGACCAAAGUUAAGCCGUGUUGUCUUCUGCUGUAAAACUCAAAGACGACAAAGAAGUUAAAAACCUCUCUAAUUAAUCAGAAGGUUUUGCAAGUAGAAUGGUGAACUCUCGUACGAUCUACGCUGCGGUAGCGAUUCUCAUGAUCGUGAUCGCGGCAGUUGAAGCUGGCAGCUACGAAGACGCCUUGGGGUUCGUAGUCCGAACCGGAACCACCUCUAACUGCAAAGGAUCAAUCGCAGAAUGUAUAGCCGAAGAAGAAGAGUUUGAAUUCGAUUCUGAGAUCAGCAAGCGCAUUUUAGCUUCGAAGAAGUACAUUAGCUACGGUGCAAUGAGGAAGAACAAUGUUCCUUGUUCCCGACGGGGUGCAUCUUACUACAACUGCAAACGCGGCGCUCAGGCUAACCCUUACAGCCGCGGUUGCAGCACAAUCACGAGGUGCAGGCGUUGAAUUUGAAUUUCUUGUUUUUACCUUAUUCGUUCUUGUGCGUUUUUACUUUGUUCUUUUCUUUGUUUUUUUAUCUGUUUGGGGUUUCAUACAUAUAACAUAAUGUUAACUUAC
Molecule: messenger RNA, 1482 nt
Organism: Arabidopsis lyrata subsp. lyrata
Lineage: Eukaryota; Viridiplantae; Streptophyta; Magnoliopsida; Brassicales; Brassicaceae
Product: protein RALF-like 22
Exons: 1
Coding region: 1021-1371 (116 amino acids)
Source: RefSeq, a predicted model, not a curated record